GGCAAGAGUAGCUAUCUCGAGCACGUGGAAAUAAUUGGGAGUAUUUGAGGAGUUCUCGGCUAGCUACUAGUUAUAUAACUAGACUAUAAAGAGAUAGUAGAGACAGGGAAAUUAAAGGGUUUAAGUAGACUUCUCAUACUGCCCUCGUAGAACCGGAAUUCGCGCUAUGGCCCGCCGUACACGCCUGCCAUACUAGGCUUCCCUCCUUCUAACUACCCCUCUAGUCAAAAAUGCCUCGGUAUUAAUGCGGCCCCUCUCGCGCAGAGAGAUCUGCCGUAGUUAUAAGGCCCUAACACCGCUAAUCCUGCGCUCUUAUACCGGAAUACGCCUAUCCAUAGCUAUUACUCCUGCUUCUCUAUGCACUACGAUUAGCCGAUCUCAGUAUUAUCUCUCGAUUAUUGGCGAGGCCGUGAAUAGCUGAGUAGGAAGGAGCGACGAUCGUCAUACGAGGAGGCGGUGCAUGACUUCGGAUAUUGCCCUCUCCGCCCGUCCGAAGGCUUUAGGCAGACUAGUAGACUGGCAUAAUCCAGGUCCUUCCCGUCGUCCGGCGUCUCAGCUGCUAAUCCUGUAGC
Molecule: messenger RNA, 572 nt
Organism: Hyaloscypha bicolor E
Lineage: Eukaryota; Fungi; Ascomycota; Leotiomycetes; Helotiales; Hyaloscyphaceae
Exons: 1
Coding region: 245-421 (58 amino acids)
Source: RefSeq, a predicted model, not a curated record